Westerdykella ornata is the source of this 2983-nucleotide messenger RNA. Its product is annotated as complex I intermediate-associated protein-like protein 84. The record is from RefSeq and is a predicted model, not a curated record. NCBI's taxonomy places the organism in Eukaryota, Fungi, Ascomycota, Dothideomycetes, Pleosporales, Sporormiaceae. The transcript has 2 exons. The coding region runs from base 148 to 2568 and encodes 806 amino acids. Gene Ontology annotation, molecular function: protein binding.
AUCUCUUUCGCACGCCGCACGCCCUCCUAUACGUCGCAUCUUCGCCUGUCGCGCGCCAUCAUCGCAAUCCUCUCCAUGGCUGCAUACAUAGCCCGUUAAUCUGUAGCUCCGCGUCGCAAUCCCUCCUCCGGCCCACCCCGUCCUGUCAUGCCGUCACAGCUUACUCGUGUCGUCUUCCGCAGCAUCAUUGCGAACAAGCCACUGCUGUACCGCGGCUGCCUCCAGCGCUCGACUGUUCCUCGUAUCGUGCUGCAGAAUGGGUUUCGGUGGCCGGUAGUCACCUCGCAGCGUCGAACCUUCCUCAAUAUCUUCAAACAAGAACGCAAAGUCAAACCUGCAGAGCUGCUUCCGGGCCUUGAUACACUAGCUGAAGUAGCCCGCGCUCAGCAGACGUCAGCACGCGCUCCACCUCCCAGCGAGGUGGCUGCAGCUUUCAAGGAGUUCUUCCCCCUGAAAGGGCGGAGAUGCGAGGAUUUCCACAUCAUCAUUGCCGGCGACGCCUUCAGAUAUCUCCAAGGAAGUCCGCGCGACAAUGGCUCACCCUGGUUAUCUACAAAGGACAUAGUCAAGGUGUUCAAGAGCCUCGAGAAGCCUCCUAAGACGGGCGGAGGGCCGCAUUUGGAGCUUGCGAAGCUUCUUAAUGACGAGCUGCGUAAGAGAUGUGAGGUGAAGCGGGAACUGGGAUCGUCGGAGGCAGUGAGCGCGAACGAGCUUCCGGAUCAACCACAGUUCUUCGCCAUUCUCACCCUAUACGGCGCAACUUCCGAAGCAAGAGAUCUGGCUACUUCAUUGUAUAGACCGAGCCAAUCCGAGACCUUCGCACGGUUGUCUUGUAUUGCUACUGUAUGGACUGCUAUUCUUCGCGGCUUUGUUCGUGAGAAUAAUGAAGAGGAAUUACUGCGAACAGCAGAAUUGAUGUCGACCCUUUCGAUCCCCUUCGUUGCGGAUAUGCAAAGCGUGCUGGUAACCUUUUUUGGCGAGAGAGGCAACCUUGCGCAAGCGAAGCACUGGUAUUCGCAACCAGUGACUUCCUUAGCGGACGGCAUCGAGGCGGAACCGCACGGGAGCACGUAUGCCGCAAUCCUCAAGGUCUGUGCCUUGGGAGAUGAUCUGUCCUUUGGCCAGCAGGUUGUAGCUUCCCUGCUUAAACAACUGCCCGAUAAGCCAUCUUGGGAUGCGAUCUUUGUGUGGUCUGCAGCCAUCGGAAAAGGUGUGGACGAAGUGAAUCGGAUGAUGGAUGUCAUGGUCCGUCGAAACAACGAAGCACGACAAAAGGAUUUCUCAGUACCUGUAAUCCAACCCGAUAUCGACACCAUUAACGCGCUAGUGGAGUUCUCCAUCUCCAAGCGGGACCCUUAUACGGCUGAACGAUAUAUUGCCCUUGCCGAGAAACGCGGCAUUCUGUUGAACGCUAAGACCUUUACUAUGCAGAUGCAAUAUCGCCUUGCUGCGAAAGACGUUGAUGGCGCAAAGGCAGCAUAUUAUGGCCUCCAAGGAAGCGAGGAUGAAAGCUCCGUUGCGGUCACGAAUGAGCUCAUUCGUGCCAUGUGCAACUCCAAGCAGCAGACUUUUGACGAUAUCAUGUCAAUCGUUGACGAUCUCCAUCAGAGGAAGUCAUGGCUGGAACCGGAAACUGUGGCGGCGCUGUGUACGCUGCAUCUCCGCAGAGGAGAGGGGCAGGAUGCUCUGGAUUUGAUGCAAGUCCACGUACACCUCUACUCCCCGAGCCAGCGCGAAGUUGUACGAGACGCCCUCGUGAACUUUACGCUCGAUCGUCGGAAUAGCACGGCGGAUGCCUGGCAUACAUACCAGAUGACGAGGAAGAUUUUCCCUGAGACGCCUCGAAGUGUACGACUUCGCCUCAUGGAGGAGUUCUUUGCCCGGGAGCGCUCGGACAUGGCCUGCCACGUCUUCUUCCACAUGCGCUUCCAUACUCACGAGCUGAUUCGCGCUGAUAGCGACGUCUAUGUGGCAGCCUUUGCCGGAUUUGCCAAGUUCAAGGACGCUGAGAGUCUGGAACUGGUCGUCAAUCAACUCAAACUCGAUUUAACCGUCGAGCUGGAUACACGGAUGAGGAACGCCCUGAUGUUGGCACACUCAGCGGUAGGCAACAAUAGGCGAGCCUUUGAGCUCUGGGCGGAUAUCGUCAAUUCAAAAGAAGGUCCCACCUACAACAGCAUUGCCAUUGCUUUCAAGAUAUGUGAGGGCAUGCCUUGGGGAGAUGAGCGCGCCAAAGCUCUAUGGCGGAGGCUCAAACAGAUGGACGUGGAUAUCGACAAGCGCAUAUUUGUGGCAUACCUGCGUGCUAUUGCAAACAAUUUCCGGCAUGACGAGGCUCGGGCUCUCGUAGAGCAUGCCGAGGAGGAAUAUGGCUUCACGCCUGACCUCGACAUGCUUGGUAAUUGGUACAAUGCCACGAUCAAUAUCGAGAAGCAAAAGCGAGUUGAGGAUUGGAUCAAGCAGCACUAUCCUGCAGUAUGGACCGAACUCGAGCGCCUGGGACAUGAGGUAACCAUGGAAGGAUUUGGGUAUCGGCAAUACCACCUCCCCUAUGAUUUGGAGCCAUGACGACCCUGUGUUAAAUGAGGGCCAUGAGUUAUAUCAUCAGCCAUCUGUAAAGAUAUUUCUGUAAGAAUCGGAGAUGAGGAUUGUAAAUAUCAUCGUUGAAUGGUGGGGAGCAUCGCAAACCCCACCCAGGCACGUCGAAAUGCCAAUGUGGACAGGCGGAAAUGGUUAGACAAAGCCCAGAUAAUACCCGACCGAACGCCGCAUGUAGGUGCAAUACACCAUGACCUAUGGUAUCACAGCUUUUCCUCUGGGUAAAUAAAAAGGUGUCACUGCAUGAUGGCCCUGCAAUCCCAAACCAGCACACGCUCGUCCCAGCCAGUACUGGCACACCACCCUUCGGCUCCAAAGAGACACCAAUCCACGCCCGUGACGAACUCAGUAUGCCGACCCAUUCGUCCCAUUUCCCUGCCACCGC